Molecule: messenger RNA, 915 nt
Organism: Metarhizium album ARSEF 1941
Lineage: Eukaryota; Fungi; Ascomycota; Sordariomycetes; Hypocreales; Clavicipitaceae
Product: hemerythrin HHE cation binding domain-containing protein
Exons: 3
Coding region: 1-915 (304 amino acids)
Source: RefSeq, a predicted model, not a curated record
AUGUGGUCGGCCGGGUUCACAGCGGUAGUAUUCUACGCCUUCCUCGGCGCGAACCUGUUUUCACGCCGGUCGCCGUUUUUCCACGACACGGGCGCACCGCCGGCGGGCGAGUGGGCCGACGGGCCGCUGAAGCUCGUCGACACGCCGUGGACGCUGCGUCAAAAGGACGACCUCUUCACCACGGCGGCCACGCACAUGGCGCUCCUGCACAACGCCCUCAUCCGCGGCUACAACUCCAUCUAUCUGCAGGCGCCGCACGUCCGCGCCGGCGACGUGUCCGACUUUGCCGCCUACGCCCUCACCUGGCACAAGUUCCUGGUGUCGCACCACGACGACGAGGAGGCCAGGCUGUUUCCGGACGUUGUCGAGAUACUGAGGGACGACGGCGUGUGGGCCAACACGAAGCAGGAGCACGGAUCUUUGCUCCCCGGCCUGGCUGCCUUCCAGGCGCUCCUCAACGGCACCGACGCCGCGACCUACGACGCCUCCGCUCUCCGGGGGGUGAUGGACUCGUUUGCGGCCGACUUGUCGGCGCAUCUGCACAACGAGGUCGCCGUCAUGGCGGACAUGUCGGCGCACGAGAAUGCCCCGGCGCGGCAGUCUCUCAGGGGCGCCCUGGCAGGCGACAUGCUCCGGGCGUGGGGGAAGAGCACCGUCACCAAGGCGGGGUACGUGGACGUGGUGCCGUUUUUCCUCUUGAACACGGACCGGACGUUCGAGGGCGGCGUGUGGAGGAAUUGGCCGCGCAUACCCGCCGUCGUGAGGUGGAGCUUGGUGAAUCUGGUCGGGAUGAGACACGGCCCGCGGUGGAGGUUUUCGAGCUGCGAUGCUGCGGGGCGGCCGAGGGAGCUGUUUGCUCCGAGGGCGCUGAGGGAGGCCAAGGGCAAGGAGGAGGCGGAGAAGGCUGACCUGUAG